This is a messenger RNA of Diabrotica virgifera virgifera (western corn rootworm), 2289 nucleotides long. RefSeq names its product Bardet-Biedl syndrome 7 protein homolog. Gene Ontology annotation, biological process: intracellular transport; intracellular protein localization; cilium assembly. Gene Ontology annotation, cellular component: axoneme; neuron projection; ciliary basal body. The coding region runs from base 70 to 2250 and encodes 726 amino acids. The transcript is spliced from 14 exons. The record is from RefSeq and is a predicted model, not a curated record. NCBI's taxonomy places the organism in Eukaryota, Metazoa, Arthropoda, Insecta, Coleoptera, Chrysomelidae. Gene Ontology annotation, molecular function: protein binding.
UCAUAACAAAUUAUCUCUUUUUUGAAAAAUAAAUAUAAUAUGUUGUAAAUUCUUCAUCUCUAUAUAAAUAUGAACAAUAUUGUAUCUGGUUUAGAACUGACGAGAGUGGACUACACAAUAAUAGGAAUAACAAAUCCAAACUGUUUGCAGCUGAUACCUGCACAACCCAAAGAACCCCAAAGGGUAGCUGUUGCUGAUGUCGAUGGAAUCUUGCAGGUAUUUUCGGUGAAGAAAGAGGACAUCCAGAUUUACUUUAAGACUCUACCAGGCCAACCAAUAGUGUCAGUUAAAGUUGCUGGAGCAACAGGAACUCCUACGGACAAAAUAUUUAUAGCUUCUGGAAAUGAAGUCAGAGGUUAUACUAAGAAAGGAAAACUUUUUCUCACCUUUGAUUCAGGACUAACGGAAUCCAUAAGUACCAUGUUUGUACUAGGAAACGACCUCUUUCUUUGUGGUAAACAUAUCUAUACCCACUUCAAAGACUGCAAAGAUAGCGGAUCUUACCUUUGCGGUGACAGAAUAGUUGAUGUUAUAGCUUUCCACAGCAAAAAUAGUCGAAGACUAACAUCUCUAAUAGCAUGUGAAGGAAGAAUGAUUAGAGUUUUGGAGCACGCUAGAGUGACUGUAAGCAUGGAGGUUGAAAGUUCUCCCACCAUUCUUCAUAUUUACCAAUACGAAGAGACUGAAGCAGUUCUUUUUGGUACCGCUGAUGGUCGAGUUGGCAUCUUAGACGUAGAAAAUUUGCAGGGUUUCCAACGUUGGCUUGUGACAAAUACCGAGAACAAUAGUUCUGUAUGUGCCUUAGACAGCUAUGAUCUAAACGGAAGUGAAGUAAAUCAGGUAGUUGUUGGUAGACAAGAUGGAUCUAUAGAGGUAUAUCAAGUGAAUAUCCAAGAACCGCUGGUGGAGUCUAAAUUGAUAUAUAAAUAUAACUGUAAUGAAAGUGUAAGUUCAUUACAAUGUGGCGUAGUAGCAGCUACCGGAUACGACGAAAUACUGGUCGUUACUUACACAGGCAGAGUCUUCGGACUUACUACUCAAACCAUAGAAACAAAUAUUGAUAAUUCCACAGCUGGAUAUAUCUCUUCUGCCGACACGUCUCAAAAAAUAUUUAAACUCAAGGCAGAUAUAGAAGAAUUGAAAGGAAAAAUUCAAAAAGAAAGAGAAAAAUACCAGCUAUCUUCAACACAUAUCUACUUUAAUGAAGUGUCGGCCAUUCCUUUACUGAUGGUAAAAGAUUCGUUUGUUUUAGACAAAAAAACUUCGACAUAUAAUUUAUCAAUUGAAGUGCCAACUGCUAUAGACAAUAUCCUUCUACAAUGCAACACAGAAAUAGAUUUGUUAGAUGUAGAAAAAAAUUCAGCUGUCGUCAGUUAUUGCAAUUCAGAAAUGCAGGACGACAACUUUCUGUUGGCCACAUAUCGAUGUCAGAUCAACACAAACCGCUUAGAUUUGAAAAUACGCACUGUAGAAGGUAAGAAAGGCAUGCUACAGGCUUACGUGACUCCGCUUGUCCAACCAAAAUGUAGCAGGGUGAUCAAAUAUGAGAUCAAAGCCUUAUCAUUGCACUACAGACUUCAUCAGUUCGAUACCAACAGACCGUUUAAUGCUCUCACGAUUAAAGGAUCUUUUAGUUUGGGAGAAAUACAUUCUUGGUUGAGCCAGUGCCUGCCAGAAGUCCCGGAGAAGCCACAAAUAGCUGAGAAGACUGUACUAUGGUUCAGAUCAAGUUUGUUGGACAGUGUAUUGGAAUGCUCUUACCAGAAAGGAGAAGUUGAAUUUAGAUCUGACAACGUCUCUACAAUUUCCACAUUGAAGGAAAACUUGACAUACGAAGCUACUAAGAAGAAAAUUAAGAUUGACAUCAGCACAUCUAUAAGUGACGAAACUAUCAAUUUCUUGAUCAAAUCAGCCGAAGAACAAUUACUGAAACAUCAAAAACUUGCACGCGACUUAGAAUUGCUCGACGCAAUAAAUGAGUUGGAAGUAACAGAAGAAGAGACUAUGAAAUGCUUAUCGGAGAAGUACAAAGAUCUAUUAAAGCGGGAGAAGGAAAUACGAGCUACUGCGCAGGAGGAUACAGGCUCUCUGGAAAGAUUGUACGGUAUGCUAAUUGGUCUGUACAAGGAUUACUACAAAUUUAAAGGUUUGAAUAUCAAGCAAAAAGCUGAACAAUUGAAAGCGUUGCUGAAGGAUUAUGAUUAUGAAAAAGUUAUAGAAUUUUUUAGGCCUGCUGAGAAGACCACGUGAAAUGUUUGAAAAAUAUUACAAAAAAUAAAAAAUACUUUU